Molecule: messenger RNA, 2706 nt
Organism: Aspergillus fumigatus Af293
Lineage: Eukaryota; Fungi; Ascomycota; Eurotiomycetes; Eurotiales; Aspergillaceae
Product: putative GTPase activating protein (Evi5)
Source: RefSeq, a predicted model, not a curated record
AUGAACAGCACAGCAACAAUGGAGAGCUCCGAUCCGAUCGCGUCGCGCGCGCAUCCCGCAGACACCAUUCCCGAUGAUAACAAUGAGCCAACGCAUCCGAACCAUACUGAUUCGAUGGUGACGGUCCCUUUAUCCGACGUACAGUCCAACUCCGAGCAUUCGCAGCCCGAUUGGAGGACGCUUAAUAUUCCUCCGACACCCGUCGAGUCGACUUUGCCCGGGGGGGAGGAGAUCUAUGAUGAAGGUAAUGUGGAAAGGGAGACAACGCCGACCCUGGGCUGGGUGAAAACGGAUUAUACUUCGGCCGCUCAAUCUGUUCGGUCCCGUAGCAGCGAAGAAUAUGAGCGAGGCGAGGCAGUUAACUGGGACGAAUUGGAUAAAACGGAAGAGCAAGAGCCCCGUGGUGAGGGAUCGGAUGAAUCGACUGCUCUUCUUUUGGCUCGGUUGGAGCAGGAGAACAAUGCUCUAGCGACGAAUCCCAAGUCUGUGAGCCGGCACCGACUGCAGACAAGGGCGUCGCGAGCGCAGUCGCUGCACCAAAUCAAGCGGUUGAUUAACGAGGACCCUCGAUCGUCUCUGCGAUACUCUCAGCUGCCUCCUCCUCCCAUGACUGAGCUCGAGUUCUGGGCUGCCUUGGUCGCGGAUUAUCCUCAGACGGCCCAGCGAUUGCCGACUUUGACGUCCAACAAAAUCCGCGGGGGUAUCCCCCCGCCGCUUCGAGGCGUCGUGUGGCCUAGCUUGGCUGGGGCUCGAGAUUCUUCAUUACUAGUCGAAUACGAGAGACUGUGCGGCGAAUCCAGUCCGUACGAAGGUUUGAUCGGGAAAGACAUUGGUCGCAGUUUUCCUAACGUGGAGAUGUUCCGGGACCCCCACGGCGAGGGGCAGCAGAUGCUGGCUAAAGUCUUAAAGUGCUUCAGUCUUUACGACACUAAGAUCGGCUACUGUCAGGGGCUGGGAUUUGUCGUUGGACCCUUGCUGAUGCACAUGACCGAUGCGGAAGCGUUCUGUGUAUUAGUACGGUUGAUGGAUCAUUAUGAUCUGCGGACAUGCUACCAACCCGAUCUAUCCGGUCUCCAUUUGCGCGUCUAUCAGUUCCAAAACCUCCUGGCCCGCCACCGUCCCUCUUUGUUCGCUCACCUGGAAUCCCUCAAUGUGGAGCCGAUCUAUGUGUCUCAAUGGUUCCUAUCCUUUUUCGCCGUCUCCUGUCCUCUUCCCAUGCUUCUCCGUAUUUACGAUGUCAUUUUCUUGGAAGGGGCGUGUGAGACCUUGAUGCGGGUCGCCCUGUCGCUGAUGCAGAGGAACGAGAAGAAGAUCAUGGCCUAUACUGAGUUUGAAGACGUGAUGCAAUUCUUGCUCUCGAGGAGCCUGUGGGAUACAUACGCUUGCCAUGCCGACGACUUUGUCAAUGACUUUGUCUCGCUGACGUCGCUGGUCACGAAGGAAAGUUUGCAGGCCUUGGAAGCCAGCUACAAUCAGUCGCAAGGGGUGCCAACCGGCAUCACUUUCCCUCAGAUGCAGGCGGCGGCGUCGAGAUUCCUGGGCCGGUUCUGGGCGGGAUCCGGCUCGCAGGCGAAGUCCUUCAAUCUCAACCCCAACAAUGGCAGUAUGUCUACUCGCGCCAGUGUCCGCCGGUCUGCAUCCAAACAGAGCAUGACCUCCACGCUCAAUUCGAUAGAAUCAACAUCCGACGCGAGUACGGCUCCGACGGAGCUCUCGGCAGAACCGCCCAAGCCACGGGCCAAGUCGGCCAUGUCGCACAACAAAGACCGUGAUCUGCACUCCCAGAUCGAGGAUCUGCUGAUGGCGCUCAGCGAUCUCCAGCGGCAGCAUGCGGAUCUUACACGGGAGCUUCAGCAGGAGCGCGAGGAACGGGAGGAGGACCAGCAACUGGCACAGUCCAUGCUGAAGUACAUCAAGGAGAUUGAGGCCGACGAUCCGCCGGCUGAGCUGAUUCGCAAAGCGGAAGAGCGAUUCGUGGCCUCGGGCAGCGCCAAGCGCGUCUCGAUUCCCCAGACGAAGCAGCAACUCCGGGAGGAUCUCAACCGGUGGAAAGAGAUGCACGAGAUCGAAGCGGGCCGGUGUCUCGAUCUGACGCGUCGCAUUGACGAACAUGAACAAGAGAACUCGUCGCUGCGAGAGCAGUUGCGCGAGGCUCGCAGUCGCAUCCAGGAUGGCUAUCGAGAUCGUCAGCGCCUGGAGAGAACCAUCCGGGAGCUACGGACCAUUAAGACGGCGACCCCCGACUCGCCGCCCGAGGCGUUUGGCUCGCCGACCAGUGACGCGGGAGAGACCCGGUCGCCCAGCGGGCUCCGCGAGCUCAAGCUGGGGCGAUCAAAUUCGCAGAAGAGCACGACGUUCAACAAGAGGUCGAGCAGUCUCGGACUGCAGUCGGUGCUGUCGACGGAGAACCACAAACCCGCCGCGGAGGAGACGCUGCUGCUGGAACUGGUGAACGCCAAGACGGCAGAGGCGGUGGCCAAACAGGAACUGGAAGAAGUCAAGGCGAAGCUGGACUCCUUGAGGAAGAUGAUCGGGGGACAAGCAUCGUUGGCCCGAAGCGAUUCGCGCAAUUCUUCCACCGGCCGGUCGUCGACGAAUCUCGCCAAAUCCGCUACUGAGCCGGUCCAUAGCGGAGGAGGAGGAUUCUUCAGUGGCUGGGGGCGUCGAGCCGUGUCGUCCAACGAUUCGUACACAGAAGCCAGGUGA